Molecule: messenger RNA, 2498 nt
Organism: Cryptomeria japonica (Japanese cedar)
Lineage: Eukaryota; Viridiplantae; Streptophyta; Pinopsida; Cupressales; Cupressaceae
Exons: 6
Coding region: 713-2302 (529 amino acids)
Source: RefSeq, a predicted model, not a curated record
GCAGGUUGAAUCCAUGUGUCCGGAUGGCGGAACAGCUUCCACAGGGAUGGGAAGUUGAAACAGUUUGUAUUAGCGAGAGCACUAACGGAAUGCGCUCCACGCAAAUUGCGGGGAACGAAAGAUCAAUGGGUGUUGUGUUAGAAUCGGAAAAGACCAUGUUUGAUCUAAUGGCGGAGGACUCGACAUGUCGUUCCAAUGACCAAAACCUAAAAGCCUUUCACUAUUUGCCAAGCCCAACCGAGUAUAUGGCGUAUUCUACAUCUCGAUUCCCACGCUGCCACGAAUUUCCACUCACGUUAUGGCGUUGAAUUACAAGAUUUAAGGGGCGCCCAUUAAGGUACACCUGGUUCUCAUCGUCACUCUUAGAAUAUUCCUAUGAAAUGAAGAGUUAAGUAAUGUUUCCGAGACUCAGCGGUUUACAGGAUCACCAUCCAAUGAUGUACACGUAUAGAGCCUGCCAAUCACUUAGUCAAUACAAUCUAGAAAAGAAUGAAAAACUAUGGGUCUGUCUCGCUGAACUGAAAGAUUGUUCUUUUCUUGGGUGUGAAGUUUCAGAUCUUGAAUUCUGAUUUCUCGUACUGUUCUGGGCUUAAGAUCCAAUACCCACAGGCUAGAAUUCCAAAGCUGGGUCUUCAGAAUCCCGACUUGCAGAUUUAACAAAGGUCUAGUUAAUAUUUGUCUGAGCUGAUGUGAGAAGGAACGGUCGCAGAACAUGGGUUAUAAUGUUGGCAAGAUGCUGCGACAGAGGUCGUCCAUAUAUCGGCAGAGCCGGAUCCCAACAUUUUUUCUCGUCUUGCUUUUACUGCUGCUCCUCGUAUUCUUUUUCAGGCCUCGGUUAACGCUAGUGGUGCCGGGGAAUCGACAGCUAGAGCCUCCUUCAGUGGUGAAGGAGGACAUAAAGAAUGGUUUUAAGAACAAUACUGCCUCAGUCCCGCCCAUAUCUCCGCCUCCGCCUCCGCCUCUACCUCAGUCUCCGCUUUUGCCCAAAUCGGAAGUGAGGCAGAGCAUUAAUUGUUCGGUCAGAAGCACCUGCUCCACGUCUCGUCGAAUUGAAGGAGGAAUAAAAUGGGACCCUUUGACCAGGCCCUCCUGCCCGGCUUAUUUCGGGUAUAUUUACGAAGAUCUGAAGCCAUGGCGCACCAGUGGGAUCACGCUAAAAAUGGUAGAACAUUUCGAGAAGAAAGCAUCUUUCAGGUUAACGAUUGUAGAUGGCCGAAUGUAUCUCAUCAUUUACAACCAAUGCUUCCAGACGAGAGACAUUUUCUCUAUUUGGGGGUUUAUUCAGCUCAUGGAAUUCUAUCCCGGGUUGCUUCCCGAUUUGGAUCUGAUGUUCGAUUGUGUGGACUGGCCGAUAGUUAAGGCCCGGGACUACAGUGACGCCAAUCCCCCGCCUCCUCUGUUUCGUUAUUGUGCUGAUGACGUUACGCUCGAUAUCCCCUUUCCGGACUGGUCAUUCUGGGGUUGGUCGGAAAUAAACAUACGACCUUGGGGAGGGCUGCUCACUGACAUCCUGAAGGGCACGAAGAAGAUUAAAUGGGAAGACAGAGACUCGACGGCCUACUGGAAGGGCAAUCCUUUCGUUGCUGAUAUCAGGAAGGAUCUCUUGAAGUGUAAUGCUUCUGAAGGUCAGGAUUGGAACGCUCGCCUUUACAUUCAGGACUGGUGGAAAGAAGGGCAAGAAGGUUAUAAGAAAUCUAAAUUAUCCGACCAGUGCGAUCACAGGUACAAAAUAUACGUUGAAGGAUCUGCAUGGUCUGUGAGCUUGAAGAACAUUCUGGCCUGUGAUUCCCCAACCCUCAUUGUGAAACCCAUAUACCACGACUUUUUCUCAAGGAGACUGAUACCCCUGGAGGAUUACUGGCCAGUGGGACUUGACAGAAAGUGUGAAUCCAUUAAGGUUGCAGUUGACUGGGGAAACAAUCACCCUCGUGAGGCGAAGGCCAUAGGGAAGGCGGCUAGUGACUUCUUGAAGAACGAGGUGAAUAUAACAAAUGUGUAUGAUUAUAUGUUUCACCUUCUAAAUGAGUAUGCCAAGUUGUUGAGAUACAAACCAUCUGUUCCCAAGGGAGCCAAGGAGAUCUGUUCUACAUCCAUGUUUUGCUCUAGAAAAGACAGGGUUGAAAGAAGAUUUAUGAAGGAAUCUUUGGUUAAAACUGCCAGUGAAUCAGGACCCUGCAAUCUACCUGGUCCCGUCACUUUUUAUGAGUCCUUAAAGGACUGGAAUGAAAGGAAAGCCAAGGCAUUUCAAAAAGUUGAAGAAAUGGAAAGGGAAGCGAGGGAUGGUAACUUUAAAGGAGCAUAAAAUUUCGAUAUACUUACUUUCCAUGCUUGGAAAAGCUUAUUUGUAGUUUCGACUUUACAUGGAAACUUUGACUCCACACAGCCUUUCGUGAUUUCCGCCAACUCAAUCAGUGCAAUUAUCAGAUUCCUUCAUUUUUCUAAGAGGAAAGAUCUGAGAUGAGUAAAACAUUUUUUCUUAAAAAUUAGUUUCGACAUGA